UUCCAGCCGAAAUUAUCGUGCUUGUGCAAAGUGAAAUCUAAUUCCGGUUUUCCGGGGAUCUUCGCUGCUACGUGUACACAUCGCGAAGAAAGAGCUCAAAGAAGGCGAUCAAAGUGGACACGCGGAGAAACGCGAGAAAGAGUUAUUUUGGAAAUACAACGUGGAAUAGGAAUAUUUGUUGACUUUCGUUACGAUGCAGUGAUCAUUGUCAAUUUACCGGAACGGAAAACUUUUUCAAUUAGAACCAAAAACAUCUUUUCCGUAAAACCUUAAUCCACAGGACUAAACCUAGAAGUUUCAAUUCAAAUAAAUUCAACACUUUGGACCACGUCACGCUUGACCAGAUUAUCACCUUUGAUGAUGCUACCCGGCUAGACUAGUUUGCGACGAUUUUUUCUUUGGUCGAUCAGCAUUGUUAGUGUCAAUCACUGCUGCAACGAUUUUGCGCUGCCAAAUUCCACGUUAUCAGUUUCGCUGCCGGUAAAAAUGUUAUCGUGUUUGGAGUGAACGAGCCCGCGCUGCUACUGGCCGUUGACCGAUUGCGCUGUUACAGGUGGCGCGUCAAUUGUGGAAUAUAGUACGUUUUGGUUUUUUUUUUAAAGUGUUUUAGUUUCAGUAGUGUUUUGUGUUGUUUGCCUGGUUUGUUUGAAGCCGGCGGCAGUCGAUGUUUAGUGAUAGGACGUAACCACCGAAUUCUUCCCGGCUCGCUGCUGCCAGUGUUAAAGUUUGUGGUGUGGGAGUUUUCCAGGGUCCGAGGAAAGCUUUGGCUUUGGCUUUGGGCGCUUGCCGAUGCAGCUCAGUCAUCCGUGAGUAGUGCAUGCGGGUAUGUCUGCUAUGCAGGUGCGAAUCGCGUAGCCCUGGUGGAAAAUUCUAGUGUGUGUAUCCGGUAAGGAAAUAGAUGAUGUGUUAAUGAAAUUUAAUUCCUGCUCGCCCGUCGACGGUAAAGGCCGGAAAUAUUUGGGCUCGGAAGAAUAAGUGAUACCAGGGUGGCGGGCUAAAGCGAAACAGCCCAAGAAGGGGAAAGGCCAGAGAAUAAGCCACACAUUCCGACGUUUAGCACCGGCACGGGAAGAUAGUAAUAACUUCAUCUCCGGCCGUUGGAAGAAGAAAUACCCCGGAAAGUGUUGCGGGGCACGUUGAGGGCAGGGUGAAAUGAGCAACAUCAACUACUCGAGAAUGUUUCGAGGUAAAAUCCGCACCAACACCUGCCGGAUCGUGCUGCUGACGUCGCUAGUAUGGCUGCUGAUCGACGUGGUGCUGAUUAUGAACUAUGCCGAUUGUCUCGGUGGUUCCAGUUGGCUCUGCAAGCGAAGCGGAGAGUACGAUGUUGAGCUUCCACACAGUCCCCAGCAGGCGGCUCGGGGGCAGCCCGCCGAAGAUGACGAUCCCAUCGUGGACCGGGAAGAAAUCGACACAAACUCCUACAACUUUGGCGAAGACGCGUCCAUGCCGCGGACGUACAAGCCCCAGGAUUUGAAAAAAUGGCGCCCGGCGCCAACGAUAAACGAAAACUACGGCAAACCCGGCGAAAUGGGUAAGCCGGUGAAAAUCCCUGCCAAUCAGCAGGAGCUAAUGAAGGAAAAGUUCAAGGAAAACCAGUUCAACCUGCUGGCCAGUGAUAUGAUUUGGCUGAAUCGAUCCCUGACGGAUGUGCGGCAUCACGACUGCAAAAAGAAACACUACCCAGCCAAGCUGCCCAGCACCUCGAUUGUGAUCGUGUUCCACAACGAAGCCUGGAGCACGUUGCUGCGCACGAUCUGGAGCGUGAUUAACCGAUCGCCCCGGCCGCUGCUGAAGGAAAUUAUCCUGGUGGACGAUGCCAGCGAGCGGGAACACCUGGGCCAGCAGCUGGAGGAUUACGUGCGGACGUUGCCGGUGAGCACUUACGUGCUGCGAACCGGAAAGCGUUCCGGGUUGAUCCGGGCCCGGUUACUCGGUGCCAAACACGUCAAGGGACAAAUCAUCACCUUCCUGGACGCUCACUGCGAGUGUACCGAGGGAUGGCUGGAACCUCUGCUGGCCAGAAUCGUUCUAGACCGCCGGACGGUGGUGUGCCCAAUCAUCGAUGUGAUAUCGGACGAAACCUUCGAGUACGUGACGGCUUCCGAUCAAACCUGGGGAGGGUUCAAUUGGAAGCUCAAUUUCCGAUGGUAUCGAGUGCCGACCCGGGAGAUGCAGCGAAGGAAUCACGAUCGGACAGCUCCUCUGAGGACCCCCACCAUGGCUGGUGGUCUGUUCUCGAUCGAUAAAGAUUACUUCUAUGAGAUCGGUUCGUACGAUGAAGGUAUGGACAUCUGGGGAGGUGAAAAUCUAGAAAUGUCUUUCAGGAUUUGGCAGUGUGGUGGCAUCCUGGAAAUUGCUCCCUGUUCCCAUGUGGGGCACGUUUUCCGAGACAAAUCGCCGUACACGUUCCCGGGAGGCGUUGCUAACAUCGUACUGAAGAAUGCAGCCCGCGUUGCCGAAGUCUGGCUAGACGAGUGGAAAGAGUUCUACUACCAGAUGAGCCCAGGAGCUCGAAAGGCACCUGCCGGCGAUGUCAGCGAACGACGAGCCCUCCGGGAAAGGCUAAAGUGCAAGAGCUUCCGCUGGUAUUUGGAAAACAUCUAUCCCGAAAGCCAGAUGCCACUGGAUUAUUACUUCCUGGGCGAGAUUCGAAACGCUGAAAGUGAAAACUGUCUCGAUACGAUGGGCCGCAAGUCGAACGAGAAGAUCGGCAGCAGCUACUGUCAUGGCCUCGGGGGCAACCAGGUGUUCGCCUACACCAAAAGGCUGCAGAUCAUGUCCGACGAUAACUGUCUGGACGCUUCCAACGCGCUUGGUCCGGUCAAUCUGGUCCGGUGCCACGGGAUGGGUGGCAACCAGGAGUGGAAGUACGAUCAAGAGGAAAAGACUAUCAAACACGUCAACAGUGGCAACUGUUUAACGCGGGCGAGCCGCGAGGAUGCCGCGACGCCCCUUCUGCGGCCCUGCAACUACUCCCUGGGACAGAAGUGGUUGAUGCAGUCCAAAUUCAAGUGGCAAGCCCAGCACGGAGCCGACAACCGGAUCGAGGACGAAAGCAGAUAAAAUCAACAUCCUGCUGCAGCAAGGUCCAGCCGCCGUUCCGAGGGGAACCGGAAUUAAGGAAAAGAACUAAAAGAAAAAGAAAUCCGUGCCACAAUGUGAUUCCCUGUCAUCGACGCGUCGUCCCCGCCCUCCCCCCAAGAAGCCAAUUUCAAGUACCCAUUUUCCAGUUUUCCCAAAAACAAAAAAAAAGAUCAAACAACAAUUUGAGAAAUAAGGACUGUCCAUAUAUUGCACAACGGAGACCAAACUUUGGUUUGGUGCGCUUUCCACGCGGAUGUUGGUAGAUGAGCACAAAAAUUUAGCUACAGAACCGGGAACCAAUUUCGGCCGAGCUCGAGGACCCUUCCGUUUUUAGUCGCCUUAUUUGUAAUGUAGAUUAGUUUUUAGAGACUCCGACAAAUGUGAAGAUUUUUAUUGGUUGAUAUAUAGAAACAUUAACUACUGACUGAAUGAAGGAAAACGUGUCCUCCCUGUUUAUUUUCUCAUUAUCCAACAUGAACAAGACCGCUCUGCCGCGAGAAUCAAUUAGCAAAAGAAAACGUGAGUUUGACCGCGCAAGCAAGUUGCAGGAUGCGAACCAAACGAAUGUGUUGUGCGUUUCAAUGAACCAAGUUUAACGCGUAAGAACGUGACCCGAAGUGCUGUUGUGUUUCUGAAGUUUUGGGGGGG
Molecule: messenger RNA, 3735 nt
Organism: Uranotaenia lowii
Lineage: Eukaryota; Metazoa; Arthropoda; Insecta; Diptera; Culicidae
Gene: Pgant5
Product: polypeptide N-acetylgalactosaminyltransferase 5
Exons: 11
Coding region: 1153-3066 (637 amino acids)
Cellular component (GO): Golgi apparatus
Source: RefSeq, a predicted model, not a curated record